This is a messenger RNA of Schistosoma turkestanicum, 934 nucleotides long. The record is from the annotation of a GenBank genome assembly. NCBI's taxonomy places the organism in Eukaryota, Metazoa, Platyhelminthes, Trematoda, Strigeidida, Schistosomatidae.
GCCAAUGAGUUAUUUUCUGAACUGUCGAACAAAUUUCUACGAUCGUUCUCAUCAAAGUUAAGGCUUCGUGAAGAUGGCAACAGUAGCACAACUAGAGAGGUUGACAAAACGCAAUAUAGUUCAACGAUUGCAGAAUUCUUCAAUGAAUUAAAUCCUCUAAAACAUAAUUAUUUCAUGAAUGUUUAUAUUUCGCAAAAAACUAACUAUUUGAAAACAAUCCACAGAAUUUUAUAUACCAGUGAUUAUAUUACACAUAAUGUACCUGGAAAUGUUGUAUACCCUGGAAUUAAUUUGGCUGCUUCAUUUUUAAAUCCAUCAUUUCUGGAUGCAUCAAAUUCCAUGUCGGAAAAAUAUGCAAUUCUUGGUUGGUUGAUUAGUCGUAAACUAGUGUCUGGAGCUCUCAAUAAUAAAGAGUUGGAUGAACGACAACAGGUUCAGUUGUCGUGUGGAUCAACUAAUGCAUUACCGAUUGAAAAUCAACUGUGUUGUUUAUCUGGACGGAAAAGCUCUCAAGAGAUUGAGAACAAAAAUUUGAAGCUACUAUCAGCUGAUAUUAAUGGCCUUAUGUUAGCAUUUUCAAAAUACGAAGAAGAAAUUAUGAAGAAUAAAAUGGAUGUUUUGCAUGAAAAGAAAAUGUUUUUCGAAGCAUUCGGUAAAGUAAUGUGUGAAGACGUCUCUCCUGAUCUCACUGAUUACAAGUUACAGUCGUUUCCUCAAAACUAUAAAUUCAGCGUAAAUGAAAUUCUGAAACAUAAUGAAGAAUUCGCCAAAACAUACGGAUGUCCAUUCGGUACAAAAAUGAAUCCUCGGAGGAAAUGUAUUCUUUGAGGAAAAAAAAGUUAUUGUCGAUGCGUAUAAGUGAUAUUAAUUGUUUUGCAUGUGUCCAUGUUAUUUUGUUUUGAUAAAAAUUUAGUGUGAUUCUCUAUCUUCUUAU